AUGUCUCAACAUAUAAAUAUAGCAUGGGAAAAGUAUUCUGCAGUUAAAAUUGAAGAAGCAAAACGGUGUGCAGCAUAUGCUGCAGUAGAUGAUAAUUUUUCUGAGGAAAUCAAAGUGAUUGGCAUUGGUAGUGGAACUACAAUUGCCUAUGUAGUUGAAAGAAUAGCUCAAAAACAGGGUUCUCAGAAUAUGAUCUUUAUUCCUACGGGGUUUCAAAGCAGACAAUUAAUAUUGGAUGCUAGCUUGUCUUUAGGAGACGUUGAUGCAUAUUCAUCAAUCGAUCUUGUUUUUGAUGGUGCAGAUGAAAUAGAUGAAAAUUUAAAUUGUAUUAAAGGUGGAGGCGCAUGUCUUUUUCAAGAAAAGUUGAUAGCAGUAAGUGCUAAAAAGAGAAUUAUCAUUGCAGAUUAUCGUAAAAAAUCUUCUGUUUUAGGAGAUAAAUGGCAACAAGGGAUACCGGUUGAAGUAGUGCCUAUUGCAUAUUCUAGGGUUAUGAACAGUCUUAUACAAUUAGGUGCUUUGAAUCCAAAAUUGCGUCUUUGUAAUAUAUACAAAGCAGGACCAGUGAUAACUGAUCAUGGCAAUUUCAUUAUUGACGCGCCUUUUGGGAAGAUUAAUAAUCCAUCAGUAUUAGAAAAGAGCAUAAAAAUGCUUAUUGGUGUAGUCGAAGUAGGUCUUUUUAUAAAUAUAGCAGAUAUCAUUUAUUUUGGAAACGAAAAUGGGGAUGUUGUAUGUCUUUUUAUUUUACUUUUAGUAUUUUCUUACUAUUCUUUAGAUUGUUUGCCAUAA
Molecule: messenger RNA, 786 nt
Organism: Pneumocystis jirovecii RU7
Lineage: Eukaryota; Fungi; Ascomycota; Pneumocystomycetes; Pneumocystales; Pneumocystaceae
Product: ribose 5-phosphate isomerase A
Exons: 2
Coding region: 1-786 (261 amino acids)
Biological process (GO): pentose-phosphate shunt, non-oxidative branch; D-ribose metabolic process
Cellular component (GO): intracellular membrane-bounded organelle
Molecular function (GO): ribose-5-phosphate isomerase activity
Source: RefSeq, a predicted model, not a curated record